GACCGGCGCCGGCGCGCGGGACUCUGCGUGAGGCGAGCGCCGGGGCUCCCGGAGCGGAUCCCUACCUGUUUCAAGGACCUGCCAGUCUGAGAAGCUUCUUGUCAUAAGGCCAUCCAGGGGCCACCCACCCCUACGUUGCCAGCCUCCAGCAUGCAGGAUACCGUAACGACAUCAGCAUUGUUGGACCCCAGCCACUCCUCAGUCUCCACCCAGGACAAGUCCUCCACUGGAGGACACACUUCAAGCACAAGCCCACAGCUCUCAAAGCCUUCAAUCACACCAGUCCCUGCAAAGUCCAGGAACCCACAUCCCAGGGCCAAUAUCCGUCGGAUGCGCCGGAUCAUUGCUGAGGAUCCUGAGUGGUCACUGGCCAUCGUGCCCCUCCUCACAGAGCUCUGCAUUCAGCACAUUAUCAGGAACUUCCAGAAAAACCCUAUCCUGAAGCAGAUGCUCCCGGAACACCAGCAGAAGGUCCUGAACCACCUGUCCCCUGACCUACCACUGGCUGUGACCGCCAACCUGAUAGACAAUGAGAACUACUGGCUCCGCUGCUGCAUGCAUCGCUGGCCCGUGUGCCACGUGGCCCACCAUGGCGGCAGCUGGAAACGCAUGUUCUUUGAGCGGCACCUGGAGAACCUGCUAAAGCACUUUAUCCCAGGCACCACAGACCCUGCGGUGAUCCUCGACCUGCUGCCGCUCUGCCGGAAUUACGUGCGCAGGGUCCACGUCGAUCAGUUCCUUCCGCCGGUGCAGCUCCCAGCCCAGCUCCGGCCGGGCGACCAGUCCGACUCAGGCAGUGAGGGAGAGAUGGAGGAGCCCACCGUUGACCACUACCAACUGGGCGAUCUGGUAGCUGGCCUGAGCCACCUGGAGGAGCUGGACCUGGUGUAUGAUGUCAAGGACUGCGGCAUGAAUUUCGAGUGGAAUCUCUUCCUCUUCACCUACCGCGACUGCCUCUCCUUGGCAGCCGCCAUCAAGGCAUGCCACACCCUCAAGAUCUUCAAGCUGACCCGAAGCAAGGUGGAUGAUGACAAGGCACGCAUCAUAAUUCGAAGCCUUCUGCACCACCCAGUCCUCGAGGAGCUGGACUUGUCACAAAACCUCAUUGGGGACCGUGGUGCACGAGGUGCAGCCAAGCUGCUGAGCCACAGCCGCCUGCGUGUGCUCAACCUGGCUAACAACCAGGUGCGUGCACCCGGUGCCCAGUCCCUGGCUCACGCUCUGGCACACAACACCAACCUCAUUUCCCUCAACCUACGUCUCAACUGCAUCGAGGAUGAGGGUGGCCAGGCUCUUGCCCAUGCCUUGCAGACCAACAAGUGCCUCACCACACUGCACCUCGGUGGCAAUGAGCUGUCUGAGCCCACCGCCACACUCCUGUCACAGGUGCUCGCCAUCAACACCACACUCACCAGCAUCAACCUGUCCUGCAACCACAUCGGGCUGGACGGUGGGAAGCAGCUCCUGGAAGGCAUGUCAGACAACAAGACCCUCCUGGAAUUUGACUUGCGCCUGUCAGAUGUGGCCCAGGAAAGCGAGUACCUCAUUGGCCAGGCCCUCUACGCAAACCGAGAAGCAGCCCGCCAGCGGGCCUUGAAUCCCAGCCACUUCAUGUCAACCAUCACUGCCAAUGGCCCUGAGAACUCUGUGGGAUAAAAUGACCUGACUUGGAUCAUGGCCCCAGCCCCAUCCCUCAUUUCAUACCCCUGCCAUGCCUGCUGCAGAGUAUCACACUGGUUCAGAGGGAGCGGGGAGGGGGACUGUGAAUAACCUUGGAGUGAUCAAGGGUUGUAUGGAUGGAGACAUGAGGCAGGGAAGGGAGCCUGGCAUGGGGGAAGAAAGGGUAUGCAGUAGGGACCCAGCCUUUGUGCCCAGGGAAAGGAUAUUACUGGACACCCACAAAUGACCAACUUCUUUCAGGAAUAGGGAAGUCAGAGAGGUGUCUGAGGGACUGUGCCUGCCAGAUUCUCCCGUGGGGGCUGCCUGCCUCCCUGACUCCCCACCAUUUUCUUCUCUACCAAACAGAUCCUUGAUCUUCAAACACACACACACACACACACACACACACACACACACACACACACACACACACACCGGCUACAGCAGGGCUAUGCCUGGCUCUGCCACCCUCAUCCCUGUAGAUGCAUUUCCCUGUUGCUUGACUCUGCUUUAAGUGAUCCAGUUCUACAGGCCACGCCAUCCCCUAGUUCCCCAACUCCCAACCUGGGAAGGGGACAACGAGCUGACACCAGGGGCUCAGACCCAGUGGACUCCUCUGGGGAGGCAACUGUAGAUGAUGACUUCCAGGGAAGGAUGACACAAUCCCUGCCACCCACCCCAGAGAGCUUCCCUGGGAGGGAGGGAAAGAAGUGCCACACUGGGACAGGAAGUCAGUGAGUCAUCCACGACUUUAUUAUCCACCAGUUUGAUUUGUACAAUCUUUGCGCUUAAAUCCACGACAAAAAGGCCACAGUGUGAUGCACCCAAUUGACAGAGACCUGUCUUCUCCCUAGCCAGGCCCAGCCCACCCCACAAGCCCUUGUCCCCAGGACACAUGGAGCCUUCCAGGUGCCCUACAUGAGUCCCCAUCACUCUGUAGCUGUCCACCCUGGGGCCACACCUACAGGAAUCACAUCAGCCCCCAGGGCCACAUGAGACCUAGCUGACUGAUUCAGGCUGAGCGCCAUUGCCCAUCCUCCUUGGGCUGAUUCAUUGGCCCAGAGCCUCCAGAACUGUGUCCCCAAAGGGCAGGUCAUGGGCUACAACCCCAGUCCAGGAGUGCCUGCUCUCCAGGGACUCCUUCCGCUAAGCAGGCGCUGAGCAGAGCACCAAAGGGGGCUUGGGAGUGACUGCAUGUGUGUGCCUGUCUAGGCAACCUAGAGUCUGUCUGUGCCUGACACCCUCUGACAGUUCCGGAGUGCAAACAUGUAGGUGUGUGUGUGUGUGUGUGUGUGUGUGUGUGUGUGUGUAUAGCCACAGCUGCUAGCAGAAAUUCUAAUUAGAGAAACAAGAACAUUCAGUGUAAAGUUUAAUUUUAGAGAUUAAUUAGUUUUCUGAUUUUCAUUUUCCCUGGCAAUCAGUAAAGCUACCAAGAAAAUAGACCAAAGAA
This is a messenger RNA of Gorilla gorilla gorilla (western lowland gorilla), 3109 nucleotides long. RefSeq names its product t-complex-associated-testis-expressed 1 (gene TCTE1). The transcript has 5 exons. NCBI's taxonomy places the organism in Eukaryota, Metazoa, Chordata, Mammalia, Primates, Hominidae. The coding region runs from base 151 to 1656 and encodes 501 amino acids. Gene Ontology annotation, molecular function: protein binding. The record is from RefSeq and is a predicted model, not a curated record. Gene Ontology annotation, biological process: microtubule-based movement.